AUGCCGGGCCCAAAGGGAUUGCCAUUCAUAGGACAAGCUUUAGAUUUGUUCAAGAAUGCCAAUAAUCCAAAUGCUUAUUUCACCGAAUUGGCCAAUCAAUAUGGGGAUUUUGUAAAGAUUAAAUUAUUGAAUAACAAGAUGGUCAUUUUGUCAGAUCCAAAGGCAGUUCGUGAGUUAGCAAGAGGGGAAGAAGGAAGAUUAACUCUUCAUGCAUCAAGACAUUACAAACUUGAAAAGGGAAUGAUUAGGGUUACAAUGGACUAUUUCAAUCAUGAGAAUUGGAAUGAUAUUCGUCAAGUUUUGAAUAUUCCCCUCAAGCCACAAUAUUUCAACGAAGUCAUUUUGCCACAAUUGACUGAAUUGAACAAUGAAUUAUUGAAAUCAUUUGUUAAUACCUUGAAAUUUGAUGAAAAUUCAAAACAAUAUUAUUUUGCUGAUCCAAUGUAUGAUAUUAUGAGUCAAUUCGCCUUUAGUGCAGUAAUCAAAGUAUUCUUGGGUGUUAAAGUGACUGAAAAGGAAUUGAUUGAAAAAUUAGGAUUCACAGUUAGACAGUAUAUUAAGGAUGCUGUUGAUACUACUGAUCUAAUCCUCAAACUUCAAUACCAACCAGGUCUUUACAAGUACGGCUACAAAACAAAGGAUUAUAAGGAUUUUGAAGAGUUGAGUGAUAUUUCCUUUGGACGUGGAUUCAAGCUUGUUGAUCUUUUAUCUGAUCGUUAUGAUGGUAAAAUUCCAAGACUCAAAGAAUUGGUCGAAGAAAGAGCAAAGAUGGCUGGUUUUCUUUCUGAAGCAACAACUACUGUACUCUCUGCAUUCAUGAUUGGUGGUGUCGAUGUUACAGCUCGUAUGAUGACUACUUUGUUGUAUAGAAUUGCUCACGAAAAGGAGUGGGCUCAGAAAUUAUAUGAAGAGACAGCUCAAGUAUUUGGUGAACCAACUGCUGAUGAAUUGACAAUGGACAGUGUUAUUCCAGUAAGAAACUCUCGUCUAUUGACCAAAGACACUAUUCUUGGCGCUUACAAAUUAGAAAAGGGAACCCAGGUCUUAUUCUUGGAUGUGCCAUCAGUUCAAUCCAAAUAUGUUCCACGUGGAAUUGAAUUUCUUCCAGAACGUCACAUCAAGGGAUCUGAAAUAAGCGAGCCAAAGGAUUACCUUGGCCCAUUUGGAACUGGAGCUCGUAAAUGUCCGGGAGAAAGAGUUGCCACUAAUGAAAUUUACUUUGCCUUAAUAGCAUUAGUUAGACAUUUCAAGUUGACUCAUUCCAACGGAAAUGAAUUUCCACCAUUUUCAGUUGAAAAGAGUAUGUACUAUAUGGAUCCCACCAAAUAUAGAGUAUUUUUCACUCCAAGAGAUCAUUUACUUCCAUACUUUAAAUAG
This is a messenger RNA of Naegleria gruberi, 1377 nucleotides long. RefSeq lists its product as uncharacterized. NCBI's taxonomy places the organism in Eukaryota, Heterolobosea, Eutetramitea, Acrasida, Naegleriidae. The record is from RefSeq and is a predicted model, not a curated record. Bases 1 to 1377 code for a protein of 458 amino acids. Gene Ontology annotation, molecular function: heme binding; monooxygenase activity; iron ion binding. The transcript is spliced from 3 exons.